UGAGCUCCUUCAACACAAUGGGUUAAUCAGCAUUUAUCUGUCAUUACUAUGAGGUAAAAGUAAUUUAAGUGUUUUGCAGUAAAUGGUUGUAAAAACACAAUGUCGGUCUGUAACCUUUUCAUAAUUCAUGUUGAGUUUUGUUGGGUUAGGUUUAUACGAACUGCUGCGGUGUUUGAGGUUUGCUGAUGUGAGUGGACAAUUGUCAGUGUAAAGACAAUUAAUGAACAAAGCUGAAAACUGGACUGUAAAAGCCCUGCUCAGGGCUGAUUUUUGGCAGAUACUGUUUAUAUUGGUGAUUUUAAAUGUUAGUAACCUUUUAACCACAUUACAUUUGAAGCUAGUAAAACUGCUGUUUACCCCGGAUGGAUUCUCAUCUGUUUUGGUUGUGUAGAGUGAGAUCAAAAUGUAUUUCUGGAAUGAUCUUAAUGAUGGAUGGAUUUUAAGAGAAUCACAGUGUUGUCUCAGAACAUAUAAAACGUUUCAGUCACUAUUAGAUGUGGAGACUUAAUACAUCUAAAAUAUUUCUAGUCCCUUAAUCUUUCUUAAAAAAUAAAUGUUGGCAAUAUACUGAUGGAUAUCUCUCACUAUGAAACCUACAGACAUUACAAGGACUGACAUGCACUGAAGUAAAAAUUCACAAUGAAGAAUAAAAAAAGGAUAAUAAUGUUUAGUCCCACUUGUUGUACCUGAACAAUUAUACAGGUGACUUCCGGGCUGCUUAGUCCCUCCCAUUUUGCCAAUUUACUAAUGUUUUCCUUUCUACACAUUUAUAUGAGUAUUUAGGUGUACAUGAUGUUACCAUUAACAGUAUUGUGCCAAAGUUUGUUAGAAUGGGCUUCCUGCAAAGUGUGUUAGUUGUGAUUGUGGCUUUUGAUCUGAAGAGUGCAUCGGGAAGUUUGAAACACCAUCAAAGUCCCAGCAUCACAAAGCCACAAUCAGCUUCCAGAGGUCCUGCUUUUUCUUCUCAAGGGCUCUUGAGUCCUUUCCAAAAGGCUUCUCAGAUUCCCAGUCUUGACUCCAGACAAUUUGCACAAGACCCUCUUGGUCUUCAGGAGAAGCAGCUGUUGCAGGGUCCAGUCAAGCCUUUGGACUGGAAGUUUCCCGUCGUUCCAGAGGUGCAACGUGAGUUGGCAGUGAACUUCCAGUUGAAGCAACCCGUGACUCCCAGUAGUGUGGCUGUUCAAUGCAGUGAGAGCCGGGUUCAUGUGGAGGUGAAAAAGGAUAUGUUCAGCAAUGGUCAACUGAUCCAGCCAUCUGGUUUGUCUAUGGGAGGCUGUCCUGUUGUUGGUGAGGACUCUGCCUCUGGGGUGCUCAUCUUUGAAUAUGCGCUACAGGACUGCAAUAGUGUGCUGAUGAUGACUGCGGAUGAGCUAGUCUACACCUUUGCUCUUAACUACACUUAUGUGGCAUUUGCUGGCACACCUAUUAUCCGCGCUGAGGGUGCAGUUGUUGGCGUUCAAUGCCACUAUCAAAGGCUCCAUAAUGUAAGCAGUAAUGCUUUGAGGCCAACUUGGGUUCCUUAUGCUUCAUCAGAGGUUGGCGAGGAUGUCUUGGUGUUCACCAUGAACCUCAUGAUGGAUGACUGGUCCAAUCAGAGGCCUUCAAAUCUGUACUACUUGGGUGACACCAUUAAUGUUGAGGCAUCUGUGAAGGUGUACAACCAUGUCCCACUGCGUGUGUUUGUGGACCGCUGUGUGGCCACCCAAGUACCUGAUGUGCCUUCUGUUCCGAGAUAUUCCUUCAUUGAGAAUCAUGGGUGCCUUGUGGAUGCAAAGGCUACUGCUUCCAGCUCCCACUUCUUGCCUCGAACCCAGGAAGACAAGAUCUGGUUCCAGCUAGAGACUUUCAUGUUCCAGGGAGGAUCCAGUUCUUCUAUCUACAUAACGUGUACCGUGAAGGCCACUCUUGCUUCUGCACCCAGUGACGCUCUCCACAAAUCCUGUUCCUUUUCCAAUGGGUGGCUUGCUGCUGAUGGGAACCACCAGGUUUGUGCUUGCUGUGACUCAACAUGUGGUCCUGAUGGGGGAAGUGAUGCUCCUAUUGGGGGUGUUCAGUGGGAAGGCAAGGCCUCACUUGGUCCUGUAAUGGUUCAAGGGCGACAGAAGACUUUAGCUGGACUUCAAUAAAUGGGGAAAACCCUAUUGCUGAUUUUAAAUAAAUGGAAAACCUUGUUCCUGCUUCUGCUCUUGUCUAGUUUAAACCCUUUCGGUUUGUGCUCCAAGGAUUAAACUCCUAUCAUUUGCUAGUCUCACUUCAUCUUAGUGCUGUAUUUGACACCAUAGAUCAUGACCUGCUCCGAUUGAUGCAGGCUCUAAGAAGGUUUCCCCUAUUAAACUUGCCCAAGACAUAUUACUUAUUGGACCAAAAAAAACAGUACGCAGAAUCUAGAAGUCUACAGUUUGCAAUUAGACCGCUGUAUCGUUAACUUACCGUCAUAAAUAUGGGUGGUCUAUUAGUCAGCAACUUUUCUUUUUAAAACCAUAUUUCCCAAGCUACAAAAACUGCAUUCUUCCAUCUUGGACAUCUUGCCAAGCUAUAAAACAUGUUACCGGUUUCUGAUGCAGAAAUGCUAGUUCGUGCAUUCAUGACCUCUAGACUGUACUAU
Molecule: messenger RNA, 2605 nt
Organism: Carassius auratus (goldfish)
Lineage: Eukaryota; Metazoa; Chordata; Actinopteri; Cypriniformes; Cyprinidae
Product: zona pellucida sperm-binding protein 3-like
Exons: 8
Coding region: 831-2126 (431 amino acids)
Biological process (GO): binding of sperm to zona pellucida; egg coat formation; positive regulation of acrosome reaction
Cellular component (GO): extracellular matrix
Molecular function (GO): acrosin binding
Source: RefSeq, a predicted model, not a curated record